Molecule: messenger RNA, 660 nt
Organism: Lepus europaeus (European hare)
Lineage: Eukaryota; Metazoa; Chordata; Mammalia; Lagomorpha; Leporidae
Product: sodium-dependent dopamine transporter-like
Exons: 5
Coding region: 1-660 (219 amino acids)
Biological process (GO): sodium ion transmembrane transport; dopamine uptake involved in synaptic transmission
Cellular component (GO): plasma membrane; presynaptic membrane; neuron projection
Molecular function (GO): dopamine:sodium symporter activity; norepinephrine:sodium symporter activity
Source: RefSeq, a predicted model, not a curated record
AUGAGUAAGAGCAAGUGCUCCGUGGCACCUGUGUCAGCCAUGGUGGCCCCAGCUAAGGAGCCCAAAGCCAGGGGCCUGCAGGGCGUGGAGCUCACGCUCCUCAAGGAGCGGAAUGGGGUGCAGCUCACCAACUCCACCCUCAUCGGCCCACCACAGCUGCACGUGGAGGCUGAAGAGCGCGAGACCUGGAGCAAGAAGUUCGACUUUCUCCUCUCGGUCAUUGGCUUCGCUGUGGAUUUGGCCAACAUCUGGCGGUUUCCCUACCUAUGCUACAAAAACGGAGGAGGUGCCUUCCUGGUGCCCUACCUGCUGUUCAUGGUGAUCGCCGGGAUGCCGCUGUUCUACAUGGAGCUGGCCCUGGGGCAGUUCAACAGGGAAGGGGCUGCUGGCAUCUGGAAGAUCUGCCUCCUUCUGAAACGUGUGAGCUUCACGGUGAUCCUGAUCUCGCUGUACGUGGGCUUCUUCUACACCAUCAUCAUCGCCUGGGCGCUGCACUACCUCUUCUCCUCCUUCACGGCCGAGCUGCUCUGGACCCACUGCAGCAACACCUGGAACAGCCCCAGCUGCUCUGACGUCCACACCAGCCACAGCAGCGCUGGCCAUGACACCAGCAUCAAGCACACCUUUGGAACCAAGCCUGCCGCCAAGUACUUUGAGUAA